This is a messenger RNA of Chinchilla lanigera (long-tailed chinchilla), 1689 nucleotides long. It is a transcript of the gene Gpr26, whose product is annotated as G protein-coupled receptor 26. Lineage: Eukaryota; Metazoa; Chordata; Mammalia; Rodentia; Chinchillidae. Gene Ontology annotation, cellular component: membrane. Gene Ontology annotation, biological process: adenylate cyclase-activating G protein-coupled receptor signaling pathway. The record is from RefSeq and is a predicted model, not a curated record. Bases 1 to 1014 code for a protein of 337 amino acids. Gene Ontology annotation, molecular function: G protein-coupled receptor activity. The transcript has 3 exons.
AUGAACUCGUGGGACGCGGGCCUGGCCGGGCUGCUAGUGGGCACGAUGGGCGUCUCGCUGCUGUCCAAUGCGCUGGUGCUGCUCUGCUUGCUGCACAGCGCUGACCUCCGCCGCCAAGCGCCAGCGCUCUUCACCCUCAACCUCACGUGCGGCAACCUGCUGUGCACCGUGGUCAACAUGCCGCUCACGCUGGCCGGCGUCGUGGCGCAGCGGCAGCCGGCCGGUGACCGCAUGUGCCGCCUGGCCGCCUUCCUCGACACCUUUCUGGCUGCCAACUCUAUGCUCAGUAUGGCCGCGCUCAGCAUCGACCGCUGGGUGGCCGUGGUCUUCCCGCUGAGCUACCGCACCAAGAUGCGCCUCCGCGACGCCGCACUCAUGGUGGCUUACACGUGGCUGCACGCGCUCACCUUUCCGGCGGCCGCUCUCGCCCUGUCCUGGCUCGGCUUCCACCAGCUGUAUGCAUCCUGCACGCUGUGCAGCCGGCGGCCUGAUGAGCGCCUGCGCUUUGCCGUCUUCACGGGCGCCUUCCACACGCUCAGCUUCCUGCUGUCGUUCGUCGUGCUCUGCUUCACGUACCUCAAGGUGCUCAAGGUGGCCCGCUUCCAUUGCAAGCGCAUCGACGUGAUCACUAUGCAGACGCUCGUGCUCCUGGUGGACAUCCAUCCCAGUGUGCGAGAACGCUGUCUGGAGGAACAGAAGCGGAGGCGGCAGCGCGCCACCAAGAAGAUCAGCACCUUCAUAGGGACCUUCCUCGUGUGCUUUGCCCCCUAUGUGAUCACCAGACUGGUGGAGCUCAUCUCCUCGGCACCCAUUGGAUCCCACUGGGGGGUGCUGUCCAAGUGCUUGACCUACAGCAAGGCUGCAUCUGACCCCUUUGUGUACUCCCUGCUGCGACAUCAGUACCGCAAAAGCUGCAAAGAGAUUCUGAACAGGAUCCUCAACAGACGCUCCAUCCGCUCCUCAGGCCUCACAGGUGACUCUCACAGCCAGAACAUUCUGCCCGUGUCUGAGUGAAGGACCAGGUUCCUGCUGGAGAGUUUAGAAUGAGAUGACUGGGAGACGUGGGGGCAGGCUAGGGGAUCCUGGAUGGACACCACCCACCACCAUCUCCCCGCAAUCCCAGUGAUUCAGGAUUCUGGGUCUGUUUCCUGGCUCCUCAGGGCAGAUAUUGGACUGCCACCAUUUAUCACCAAAGGAUGGCCAUGGGCCAUGCUCUGGCCUUUCUUUCUGAGAAGCUUCUUUGAGCUCCCAGACCCACCAGAGGCUCCUCUGGAGAUGAUAGUCCAGUCACGGUCGAGGAUGAGGUACAGGUGGCAGGUGGGGAGGAGUGGCACCCACCUGCUUGGACCACUGGACAUGAGGCUCCAUGCUGAAGAAAAGCAACGGUCUCCAUGGGACAUUUUAGUCAUGCUACAGGUGAGACUGGUGGUGGCCAUGUGGCCCCAGAUCUGACAUAAUGACUCCUUUCCACUUGGUAGGUGUGGCUGCUUUAACCCAAAUAUUAUCAGCUAGUACCAAUUAGCUGAGACCCUGGGACUCUGCUCCUAAAGGGAAGAUGUUUAACAAUUAGUGGCCAUCUGGUUGGUGGCCACCAGUUGUCCCAAGAAUGGCAAAUUGGAUAUAACUUUUUUAUCUCCUCCCGCACAAAAAGAAAACUCAUGUUUGUGUGUGUAGACAAUCUUAGCAUGA